Messenger RNA from Stereum hirsutum FP-91666 SS1, 669 nucleotides. RefSeq lists its product as uncharacterized. The record is from RefSeq and is a predicted model, not a curated record. Bases 1 to 669 code for a protein of 222 amino acids. The transcript has 6 exons. Gene Ontology annotation, cellular component: growing cell tip; plasma membrane; cell division site. Lineage: Eukaryota; Fungi; Basidiomycota; Agaricomycetes; Russulales; Stereaceae.
AUGUCCGCACGCGCGUUUUGUAUCCCGGGGGUGGUCCUCCUCUUCUGUGCUUUUGUCCUUUCUUUGAUCGUCGCUAUUUCUCUGCCGGCCCUCCCUGCGCUCGAUAUCACGAGGACUCACUUCUCCUCGGGCAGUUUGGCGGCGGGGAACAGUAGUGGGGAGAUUGGACAGUUGAGGGUGCUUCGGGCGUACUGCAUUUAUGACUCUUCGUCCGGGGACAGGACUUGCAUCGACCAAGGUCAUGGCUACGCCGUUACAGUUAGCGGCAACAGCUCCAUCACUAUCGGCUCCUCCUGGACUCGGGGUCUAGCCGUCCACCCAGUCGCCACGAUCGUAACCUUCAUCGCGUUCCUGCUCUCCCUCAGCUCCCACAUAACCGUCAUGCUCCUCUCCUCUAUCGCCUCCGGCCUCGCCGCCCUCCUCACACUCAUCGCAUUCGCGAUCGAUAUCGCGCUCUUCGUCUACGUCAAGCACAAGAUGGCCGAUUUGGAUGUUGAAGAGCAUACUAUUACCGGGCCUGGUUUCUGGAUCACCUUCGCCACCUUCCUGCUCCUGCUCAUCGCGAGCUGCACCGUCUGUUUUGGACGUCGCAAGGAGAGAAUGGCCGGUGCGACUGCGUACCCCUCGAAACCGGGCGUUUUGAACAAGCUGGCGUUCUGGAGGCGUUGA